This is a messenger RNA of Cryphonectria parasitica EP155, 1557 nucleotides long. RefSeq lists its product as uncharacterized. The coding region runs from base 1 to 1557 and encodes 518 amino acids. The transcript is spliced from 2 exons. NCBI's taxonomy places the organism in Eukaryota, Fungi, Ascomycota, Sordariomycetes, Diaporthales, Cryphonectriaceae. The record is from RefSeq and is a predicted model, not a curated record.
AUGAAUACCUCCUCUCUGAUCAAGUCUUGCCAGGCGCACGACCACGCGAAAGCCGCCUCGGACGCCACCCAGACAGCCAACUCCACCGUAGCUAUCAACGAGCACACCCUCGCGGCCGGCGAGUUCUCCAAUGCCGCCAAAGUCACAUCCAGUAUCGAGGCCCUGAGGACUCUGAGGCUCCUCGAACAGCACCACCAGAAGCUCUCCGAACUGAUCAAGUUCUCCGUCGAUCACCCAGCAGAACACGCCGUCACCGAGAAGGAUGUGACCGAGGCCGAGGAGAAGGCUGGUGGUGCGCAGACAGGCGGUUCUGACACACAAUCGGACGCAGCCUCGGGCACAACGUCGAAGCCUCCCGCAGCCGUGCCAGGCCUGACAGCACAGCGUCGCUACCCCCCAUCCCGAGAGCUAUCAUCAUCGAUCGCCAGCAACCUCGCCUCUGCCAGGGGCAUUCGCGGCUCGAGACAUCGCGCACCGCCCGCCGCACCGAGUGUCUCCAAUGACCAAGCUCCCGGUAAUCUAGAUGCCACGGCCAGGAAGGAUGGCUCAAAGACAAGAAUGCAGCACAUGCUUGAUGCGAAGAGCGGGAAGCCAAAACCAAGCUGGGUGCCUCCACCACAGCCUUUCUCGGCGCAGGGCUCGCGCCCGGCCUCCAUCGACGAGGGGGCCGAAGAUGAGCCCAUGACCACCUCAGGCAUCACCGAGGAGGGCUUCUCGCGUUUCUACAGCACGUUUGGCAACAUCAUCAACCGCCUCUCAGCUCCCCUGGCUUUCGCUGGCCUGCCCCUGAUCACCGAAGAAUCAGGCACCCCAGAGAACGCCGUUCCGGAAUCGACCUCGCAGGCGAGAGGCAAGGCCAAGUCUGUCAGGGACCCCACCGAAGACCCAGAUCUAUCCAGGAUUUAUUCCAAGGCUGCUCUGCGAGCUGUGUAUCGAGAUGGCCACUCUGGCAACGACUCGUUCUACGUCGUCCCCACGAGCGGCCACACUGUCUCUUAUGCCAACAUACUGAAUUUUGACCAGAAGGAGAAGAGACGUGCCAUGGCGGCCUCUCUGCACGGUGGAACUGCCGAUGCGCGUGAUGACCCGGACGAGGAGGAUUUCGUCGACGCUAAGGAGUCACAGAUGAUCUUGUCUCCAAGUACAAAACGGCGUGUCGGGAAGAGCCAGACCGAGAAGGAGCUCUUCAACGUCAUCGAAGAGCUCAACACCGAAAACCAGAGCCUGAAAGGUAUGCUCGACAAAGUCACCAAACGCCUGCAUGCCUUCGAGGCGAGCGCCCAGCAUUCUCGGCUUGCCAUGGUGGACAGUAUGCGCCUUGCUCGGCCGGGGUCUCCACUGUCGCAGAGCGGAAGUGCGCAGGCUGCAGAUGAGACUCUGAGGAAACGAAACCGCGAGCUAGAAGAGGAGCUGGCCGCAGCCAGCAAGCAGUUUGAGACCCUUGAGAGGGACAACAAACAUCUCAGGCGGACACUCGAGAAGUAUCGUGAGAAAUGGGAAGCCCUCAAGGCCGGGGCCAAAGCUCGAAGGGAAGCCUCUCAUUCGGCUGAUACCUAG